AUAUAGAGGAAGAUGGCAGCGGCUGGAGUAAAGAUGAUAGACCUGGCAAAUGGAGAAGGAAUGACAACUAGGGAGCAGAGUGUCAAUAGAUAUCAAAAUCAGAUAACUAAGUUAUGCAAUUUCAAACUCCUUCAGAAUUUUGGGAGAAAAGGAGAAAUUGUUGAAGGAACUAAAGGAGAGGAGAGUAAGAAAAGAGCAGCAAAGAGAGCGAAUUCAGAGCCAAGAGCUUCUAAUGGGAACUAUAUUGCUUGCACAAUGAAUAGGGAAAUGAAAGGACCCGUUAGGAUAAACGAAGAAAUUGAGCAUGAACUCACACAGUUCAAAUAAGGAAAUUGAGUAUAAAUUCGCAAAUUCUAAAAUGAACAAAAAAUUCUCAUUUCCCAGAGCUGAACCAGUUAAAAAGCCAGUGAUAAGCAACAAAGACCCCAUAAUACGCAAGAAGGGAACUAAAUCUUGAGACAAGGUUCCAAUCAAGUACCAUCCUCAUCUGCGUAACAAGGCACUGAAGAAUUACAAGCCAGUCGUCAAUUUCAGCAAAGCUGGCGUCUCAGCAAAGAAGAGCGCUCAAAACAGAAGCAGCCGCAGGAAGAAUAAAAUUAUCAUUAAGAACAAUAUCCGCAAUCCUAGUGAAAAUAAAGUCUUAUUUGAGUCAAUUCCAGCAGAACCGAUGAGAACGAUAAAUAGGACUCCUGAUAACAUGAUGAUUAAUGGGAAUGAAAAUAUGACUACUGACUAUAACGAAAUCACAGAACUCAUAAAAGGCAGGACAAAAAUUGAAAAUUAUCUUGAUACCGGUAUGCUAAGCGACAAACAAAAUAAGCCAAAUCUUGACAAAAGCAAGCAAUUUGUUGAAAAUCUCAAGAAAACAAAGUACAAGAAAUACAUUCAACCCCAUUCACCCUCACGAUUUGCUAAUUCAGAUGUUCUUUCACAGCUCAAAGCCAUGAAUUCAAGCAGCAGGUCUUCUAACAGACCUGCAGAAAAGAUUUUAGGGACUAAAUGCAAGAAAAUGGUUGGAUCCUCCUUUGACACACUUGAAGGACUCAAUAAAAUAUGCAGCUCAACUGUUGACAAAAGACAUCUAAAUUCGUAUGCUGAAAAUAUGGUUAAAGUAGCAAAGGAAUCCUCAAAUAACAGAGAUAACAAAAAGCAUCUACUGACAAUGCAGUUCUUAGAAGAAGAACCAUUCAAUUCGUUUAGCUGUGUUUCAUAUCAUGAAAAACCUAAGAAAAUGAAAACAGGCAAAAGAGGGAUCACUAAAAGAGAAACCAACUCUACCAGAAAUAAUCUCAAGAAGAUCACUACCAAAGAGGCAGUGCACAAGAAGCAGAACACUAUUUCUAAUAAUAACGCGUUUAAGAUUCUAACUAGUCCUCGAGCGACCAAGCAGAACACUAAGGUUCUUAGUUCCAGAAUGAAAGUCAUCAAUCUCAACAAAGAUCACAAAUUCAAGAGGAAGUUGAAAGAUUCUAAGCAAAAAGACUCGGCUCACACAACUGAAGGGUCAACUAAGAAGGCUUGUAAGAGGGAAUAUAGCCGGAAGCUAGGCUCAUCCCUUUGCCAUUCUUAUAAUGCUUCAAUAAUAUCGAGUGCUAAAACACCUCAUGCAAAUAACUCAAGGCCUAAAUAAGUCCAGAGGAAGCUCAAGAUCAAAAAUGUCAGCAGCCUCAAGUAACUCAAAAGCCAAGAGGACCCCUCUCUCAGUAUAUCAUCAGAAAGGUGCAAAGCCAUUGAAGAUCAAGAAGAAGCUUGCUGGAAUUCCAAGGUCUCAUUUGAAGAAUAAAUCAAGUCUCAACCAUGGAUAUAUCCCAAAGCAAUAUCUGAGCACGCAUGAUUCAUUAGAGAAAACCUCGAUGUAUGAGACAAGUGUGCUAGAACCUGGCAAAUUCUACCCAAAAAGUAGCCAGCAAGGCUUAGAUGUGCCCUUCACAGGCAAAAUGUCAAUAGAGCACAAAACUUUUGACAAAAGAGGGUAUAACAAAAAUAAAGAAAAAUUCAAGAAAUCCAAAAUCGUACCUAAAACUAAGUCAAAGUUCUUAUAAUGGCCAAUCUACCAAACACGAAAAGAAGUAAUAAUAUCAUGUAAAUCAAGUCAACUCUUGUAAUUCUCCUAACUUGGCCUAGUUCUCUAGGAAGUCAAAGAUUUGGAACAACCACACAUGUAGAAAGUACGACUGCAGACCUAGAAAAAGUUGCUCAGAGCUUAGCGGGGAGAUUAUGCCACAGUAAAGGCAUUCGAAACGAAACUCGAAGAAUUUAGUAAUCUUAACAGAGCAUUUUCC
Messenger RNA from Moneuplotes crassus, 2282 nucleotides. The record is from the annotation of a GenBank genome assembly. NCBI's taxonomy places the organism in Eukaryota, Ciliophora, Spirotrichea, Euplotida, Euplotidae.